AUGUCUAAAAGGCUAACCAUUUCCAAAUUUAAUCCCUUUAAUACAAAUGAAAACCCUGAAUUAGAUAGAAUUGAAACAUAUAAGACUUUUUAUAAAAAAAGAUUUAGAAAACUCUAAGCAGAUGAGAGUCAAAACUAAAAAAUUGUUCCUUAAAGUAUUCUUUUGAAAUCUGGUUAAAUUCCAUUUAAAAGAUCUUUUCAAAAACCAAAAGAAGACAUCAUUGAUGUUAAGAAAUUGUAAUUGUAUGAAUUAAAAAUUAGUUAGAUAUGUGAAUUAUGGAGUUAUAAGUAUAAUCAUGUUGUCUAAAAGGUCUCUAAACUAAGCAAUGUUAGUGAAAUCUUAGAAAUAUAAAGAUAAUAACAACGAAAGUCGUAAAAAUAUAAAACUCAAAUUUCGUACCUUCAUAAUUCAUUUUUUUAGAUCUGAUUAAAUUCCUUAUCAUUCGAUUGCUUUUUCAGAUAAAAGCAAAAUGAAAACUACAAUGUCAGAUUAUACUUUACCAAAAUUAGAAACGUUAUCUUCCUUUUAAAAGUAAGAAAAACAAAGCUUUUAAUUUUAAGUCCUCAAUCCCCAGAGAAAAUAUUAAUUAGUUCUUAAGAUCCAAAAAAUAGAUAUUUAUCAGAAUUUAAAGGCAAACUUAGAGAAUUAAUUGAAAUAUGUGACAAUGCGUAAAUAUUUAGUCCAAACAAAUUUAGUAAGAUAUGAUAUUCCUCUGAU
Paramecium sonneborni is the source of this 717-nucleotide messenger RNA. The record is from the annotation of a GenBank genome assembly. Lineage: Eukaryota; Ciliophora; Oligohymenophorea; Peniculida; Parameciidae.